UGAAAACUUCUCAAUUCUAGUCAAAGAUGAUGUCAAAACUCUCAUCAAAACUGAUGCAUCUGGUUUGUUAGAAUCUGUUGUAAAAAACAGUUCAUGAAAUUCUAGUCGAAUCAUCUCGAUUUAGAAUCCAAGAAACAAAAUCACCUUUUAUAACUUCAGAGAUUAUUGACAUGAUCAAGAGUCACUGCAACAACUCCAUUAGGGGUCUAUCCAGAAAAUUCAAGGCACUUAGUCCUGUUAAUCAGCAUGCCGUAGCUCUAUCACUCAUAGAGGAUGGAGAAGUGGUUCUUAGAGUUCUUGGUUGUCCUAACUACCCUAUGAAAAAGAAAUGGUCUAGUUAUCCUUACAGCUAUCUUAAGAUCAUGUCUAAGUUGCCUCCUCCAACACAUGAAUCUUGGAACAAAAGGUGUGUGGUUUAUGCCAAAAGAGGAAGUGGCAAGGCUUGGAAGCAAUCACUUCUUCUCCAUGCCCAUGACAAGUUUGUGUGGCCAAACCAUGCAAAGCAAGUUUGUUUCUCUUCCAUUGAGGAUCCUUCAUUGGCCACUUUCUGUGAAAUAGUUGAGAAAGCUAAUAAAAUAAGUCAUUCUUUUACUCAAGGACUAGUUGACACUGUUGGUCUCAAGAAGCAACCACUAAAAGUAUAUAGCAUGGCAAAAUAUUCAGCAAUUGUUCAUGGGAAUGCUGAGGCUUUCAUGAAGUUUGCAAAGGAAAGUUACAAGGAAAGAAUAUGGGAUCAUGCUGCUGAUAUUAUCAUCAUGCAGGAGGCAGGUGGCAUGGUAACAGAUGCUAGAGGAAAUCUCCUAAACUUCUCAAAAGAAUUAGAUAUAGAAGGUAUUGAUCGUGGUAUAGUUGCUUCUUGUGAAGCCACAUUGCAUGAGAAGAUCAUUGAUGCUAUUGAUACUAAUUGGACUUCCUCUUGCCUUUAA
Messenger RNA from Arachis ipaensis, 926 nucleotides. RefSeq names its product 3',5'-bisphosphate nucleotidase AHL-like. Gene Ontology annotation, molecular function: 3'(2'),5'-bisphosphate nucleotidase activity. NCBI's taxonomy places the organism in Eukaryota, Viridiplantae, Streptophyta, Magnoliopsida, Fabales, Fabaceae. Gene Ontology annotation, biological process: sulfate assimilation. The record is from RefSeq and is a predicted model, not a curated record.